AUGAACAAGUUUAUUAUCGCAUUCGCGCUUGUAUUACUCACUGUCCAGUGUGCAGUGUCCGAUUUGAAGACAGAGGAAGAAGCUCUGUCAUACUUGGCAAAUGUGGAGCAGGAGAAAGAGAAGUUCGAUCCCACGCUAAUUGGGAAGUGCAUUGAGUUAUCUUGGUGGAAAGCGGGAGAAAAGACGAUCUUACUUGCGUUCCAGUAUGGAUUUGAUAUCUCGUCUGACUUUUCUGCUGCAGUAUCCAAGCAACGAACUAACAUCCAGAAAUUGCAGAAUAUCAUCAACAAGAACAAGGAGGACUACAAUAUCAUCUCGCCUUCCUUCCAGUGGGCUCAGGGUCAGAGUGAUUUGAAGAUGAACAUCAAGCUGACUCACAAGUGGGAUAGUCCAGCUACCCUGGGUUGUACCGUGGAGUCUGUGAAGUUUGAGCCUAGCAAUGUGUACUUUGAGGCCAAGUGGUAUAAUCGAUUGUGA
Blastocystis hominis is the source of this 477-nucleotide messenger RNA. RefSeq lists its product as hypothetical. Lineage: Eukaryota; Bigyra; Opalinata; Blastocystidae. The coding region runs from base 1 to 477 and encodes 158 amino acids. The transcript has 4 exons. The record is from RefSeq and is a predicted model, not a curated record.